AAUAUUGAUAUAUUUUUUGUAAUAUAAGUUUUACCAUUUGGUAACAUGCAAAAUAAGUAUAACUAUUACGUUAAUACUUAUUCAUACUUAGGUUUAGAAUGCGUUAAAUUUAGCUUAAACCUUUACAAUGCUCAAAUGUAAAUAUCUCUAAGACGUCUUCGAUGACUUUUCCAUAUAAGAUGAGGAUUCCAGGAUGUGUAUUAAAUCUUCGGCGUGGAUCAUUUAAAAUUUUUAAAAGAUUCAAUGGUGGUCUUGGCCUAUGGAAUGAAGAUAUCUCAACAGAGAUUAAGUUAAAAAUAGAAAAGCAUUGGUGUAAAAAUGUACAACGUAAAAAUAGUAAGGUUAAUGACACACCAUACUAUGUGCUGCCAAUGUUUCCAUAUCCGUCUGGGAAUUUGCACAUGGGACAUGUUCGAGUAUAUUCUAUAUCGGAUACGAUUGCAAAGUUUCAUCAAAUGAAUGGAAAAAAUGUUUUACAUCCAAUAGGCUGGGAUGCAUUUGGUUUACCUGCCGAAAAUGCAGCCUUAGAGCGUAACAUUCCUCCACAGAACUGGACAAAGACUAAUAUUUCUACAAUGAAAGAACAACUUUUUGAUUUAGGCUUUAACUUUGAUUGGGACAAGGAAAUAAAUACAUGUGACCCCAGUUAUUACAAAUGGACACAAUAUAUAUUUCUUAAAUUAUUUGAAAAUGGUUUAGCUUACCAAAGUAAGGCAAAGGUGAACUGGGAUCCGGUAGACAAAACAGUGUUAGCAGAUGAACAAGUUGACGAUAAUGGCUGCUCAUGGAGAUCAGGUGCUAAAGUUGAAAAAAAGGUUCUAACUCAAUGGUUUAUCAGGACAACAAAAUAUGCUAAACAGUUAUAUGAUGGUCUGAAUAGUAAAAAUUUAGAGAACUGGAAGGAUAUCAUCAACCUUCAAAAACAUUGGAUUGGAGAAUGCAAUGGGAUUUCAGUCACAUUUCAGGUCAAAGUAGGCGAUAUUGUUAAAUCUUUUGAUGUGUGGACCUCUGAACCAUACAAGCUCAUACAUGGGGAAUUCUUAACUAUGCAAAAAGAUAAUAUAAUUCUAGAUGAAUACCUAAAAGACAAAAGUUUAAGUACAAAAUGUAUUAAUCCAAUAACAAAUUGUGAAAUACCAAUAUAUAUUACAGACAAUGUCAAUUAUCCUGAGGGACAGGAAGUAUAUCUUGCAUGUCCUUCUGUAGAUGUUGAAGAUAGAAAAAUAUCUCAAGAUCUUGGAAUUUCUUUUGAACAAGCAACUGGAAACAUAAAUAUAGACAAUGAAAACCAAAAAGCAAUAGAUAUAGCUUUAAGUCUAAAUGUUGGAGGACAUUUUGUUAGUUCCAAGCUUAAAGAUUGGUUGAUAUCUAGACAAAGGUUUUGGGGCACACCCAUACCAAUUAUUUAUUGUUCCGAAUGUGGAAUAGUUCCUGUACCCUACGAUGAUCUCCCUAUAACAUUACCUGACAUUGAAUCUCUUGAAUUUGGGCCCCCAUCAUUAAAAAAUAUGAAGGAUUGGAUGACAUGUAAAUGUCCCAAAUGCUCAGGUACUGCAACAAGGGAAACAGACACAAUGGAUACAUUUGUCGAUUCUUCUUGGUACUUUUAUCGUUUUUUGGAUCAUGACAACACAACUAUGCCAUUCAGUAAAGAAAAAAUUAAAGAUUUUACCCCUGUUCAUUGUUACAUUGGUGGUAAAGAACAUGCAGUUUUGCACUUAUAUUAUGCUCGGUUUAUGAGUUAUUUUCUACAUUCUCUUGGAUGGACUAUGGAGCCAGAGCCUUUCAAGAAACUUUUAGUUCAAGGUAUGGUUAUGGGACAAAGUUACAAAAUUAAAGCAUCUGGAAAGUAUAUACCCCCAGAGGAUGUUGAAAAAGUAGGUAAAGAAUACAAAGAAAAAAGCACUGGUGAACCUGUUUUAGUUCAGUGGGAAAAAAUGAGUAAAUCUAAAUAUAAUGGUGAAAAUCCAAAAAGGUUGUUGACCAGCUAUGGGUGUGACACAACACGACUACUAAUGCUGGCUGAUGUGCCCCCUGCUACAAGUAGACGUUGGUCUGAUGCGACUCUUCCAGGUGUAUUAAACUGGCAACACCGCUUGUGGAUAACUAUUCGGGAUUUUAUGAAGCACAGAAAUAAUCCAGAUCUCAUUAAGGAAAACUAUAUGUCAAAAGAAAUGGAAGAUUUGGAUACAAAAAUUUGGAAUGCAAGAAACUAUUUCAAUGCCACUGCAACAUAUCAUUUUAAAUACACCCAAAAACUGAGUGUUGGUAUCUCAAGAUUACAGAGCUUGACAAAUGUAUUACGAAAUAGUAUACCACCAGAAGUGAUAGCUAACAGUAAAGAGUAUGAACUAGCUCUUGCAGCAUUAAUUAUUAUGUUGACACCGGUCACUCCACAUUUUUGCUCUGAAUUGUGGGCAGGAUUUUUAUCUACGCCUAAUAGAAUAAACAAUAACUCAGUUAUAAUAGACUGGCAGAAAAGUGUACUAGAGCAACAGUGGCCGCAGGUGGACAACAAUUUUGAACUGUCAUUCUUAUGCAAGGUAGAUGGAGCUGACAGGUGCGACCUUAAAAUAAGGGCGGAUGAACUUUCCAAAAUCAACCACGAAAGGGCUCUACAAAUGAUGGUCGAGCAAGAACCUGUUGCUAAAAGAAUUGCAAGAGGCAUAGUAAAUACCAAAUAUGAACUUUUCCCGAACUGUCGAGCAAUAUUGUAUAUUUACACAAACAGAAAUGUUCAAAAAUCAAAGAUUCAAGAAACUUGUUGA
Messenger RNA from Papilio machaon (common yellow swallowtail), 2768 nucleotides. It is a transcript of the gene LeuRS-m, whose product is annotated as probable leucine--tRNA ligase, mitochondrial. The transcript has 6 exons. The record is from RefSeq and is a predicted model, not a curated record. The coding region runs from base 162 to 2768 and encodes 868 amino acids. NCBI's taxonomy places the organism in Eukaryota, Metazoa, Arthropoda, Insecta, Lepidoptera, Papilionidae. Gene Ontology annotation, molecular function: leucine-tRNA ligase activity; ATP binding; aminoacyl-tRNA deacylase activity. Gene Ontology annotation, cellular component: mitochondrion. Gene Ontology annotation, biological process: leucyl-tRNA aminoacylation; mitochondrial translation.